Solanum verrucosum is the source of this 2615-nucleotide messenger RNA. Its product is annotated as G-type lectin S-receptor-like serine/threonine-protein kinase At4g27290. Gene Ontology annotation, molecular function: protein serine/threonine kinase activity; ATP binding. Bases 39 to 2510 code for a protein of 823 amino acids. Gene Ontology annotation, biological process: recognition of pollen; protein phosphorylation. Lineage: Eukaryota; Viridiplantae; Streptophyta; Magnoliopsida; Solanales; Solanaceae. The transcript has 7 exons. The record is from RefSeq and is a predicted model, not a curated record.
UGCAAGUGAAAUCAAAUUCCAUCUGCUAUCUCAUUUUAAUGGAGGCCAUAAACAUACUUUACUUCAUGUCAUCCAUAUGGAUUCUGUCGAGUGUGAGUGCUCAACAUACCAUACCUGCAAAUCAACCUCUAACAGAUGGAAGCACCAUUAUUUCAUCAGAUGGCAAGUUUAAGUUGGAAUUUUUUUCCCCUGGGACAUCCGGGAAACGCUACUUAGGAAUAUUGUUUAAUAAAGUUACUGUACAGACAGUGGUAUGGGUUGCUAAUAGAGACAAUCCACUCAAUGACACAUCGAGUGUGCUAAAUUUUACCAGACAAGGAAUACUUACUCUUCUAAAUGGUUCUGGCAGAGUCAUUUGGUCCUCCAAUUCCACUAGACAUGGGCAAAAUCCAGUAGCACAACUCCUUGAUUCAGGCAAUCUUGUUGUUCGAGAUGCAGCCGAGGAUAAGCCUCAGAACUACCUGUGGCAAAGUUUUGACAAUCCAGGUGACACGGCUUUACCUGGAAUGAAGGUUGGGAUUAAUCUGAAAACUGGUUUUCAUCGUUCCCUUUCGUCAUGGAAGAGUACAAAUGAUCCUUCCAGGGGUCAGUUUACCUGGACAUUUGAUACUGGUGGAUUCCUACAAACAUUCGUUAUGAAUGGUUCCAUUGAACUCUACAGAGCUGGACCAUGGAAUGGCCGAGUCUUUCCUAAUGCACCAUCUCGUGACACAUCGUGGAAUGGUUAUAAUUAUACAUACUUAUCUGAUCCUAAUGAAGUAUCAUUCAUGUAUGAACUUACAGACAGCUCUAUCAUUGCAAGGGUAGUGAUGCAACUAAAUGGAUUUCUACAGCUUUCAGAAUGGAAUAAUCGGACCCAAAAUUGGGACGAUGUUGUCAGUGCACCAGCUGAUAACUGUGACAUUUAUGGCCAGUGUCAUUCAUAUGGUUUGUGCAACAGCGGCAAUUCCCCAAUCUGCAGAUGUUUGGAUAAAUUUGAACCCAAAGAUCCAACAGAAUGGGCAAGGGGAAAUUGGUCUGGUGGCUGUGUUAGAAAGACAGCAAUAUUGAAUUGCCAAAAGGAAGUUAAAUUCUUCAAGUAUCAAGGCAUCAAGUUGCCAGAUACUCGUUUUUCCUGGUACAGUGGAGGAGUGACUCUUAAUGCAUGCGAAGAAUUGUGCUUGAGAAACUGCUCGUGUAUGGCUUAUGCAAAUCCAGACAUAACAGGGACAAAUGAAGACUGCUUGCUUUGGUUUGAUGAGCUGAUGGACAUCAGAGAGUUUGGUGCUACUGGGCAAGAUAUCUAUGUAAAGUUGGACUCUUCUGAGUUUGGUAACUCCAGUACAGGGAAAGUAAACAAACUGACAAUCAGCUUGCCACUGGCAGCAUUAGGUCUGCUCCUAGUACUAUGCUUAAUCAUGUACAUAAGGCAAAAGAAGAAGAAUCAGCAAUAUUUUAGAAAAGGAAGAAGAACAAGAAUCUCUGAAAUGUUCUGCACUAAAGAAAGGAAAGAUAAAGAGCUAGAUUUACCAUUGUUUGAUUUUGAAACUAUAUCUCAUGCUACCAAUAACUUUUCAUUGAACAACAAGCUUGGAGAGGGUGGUUUUGGACCUGUUUACAAGGGUAUGCUGAAAGAUGGACAAGAAAUAGCAGUAAAGAGACUUUCAAGAUACUCAGCACAGGGAACUGACGAGUUCAAGAAUGAGGUUAUCUUCAUUGCUAAACUCCAGCAUAGGAAUCUUGUGAAGCUUCUUGGUUGUUGUAUCCAAUCAGAAGAAAAAAUGUUGGUUUAUGAGUACAUGCCUAAUAAUAGCUUGGAUUGGUUCCUUUUUGAUACAGAUAGGAGGUCACUGCUUGAUUGGCCUAAGUGCUUCCAUAUUAUUAAUGGAAUUGCUCGCGGACUUCUCUAUCUUCAUCAAGACUCAAGAUUGCGGAUAAUCCACAGAGAUCUUAAACCUAGCAAUGUUUUGCUAGACAUAGAUAUGAACCCAAAGAUAUCCGACUUUGGCAUGGCAAGAAGUUUUGGAGGAAAUGAGACUGCAGCCAUGACAAAAACAGUGGUUGGGACAUAUGGAUACAUGUCCCCGGAGUAUGCAGAAAAAGGAGCAUUUUCAGUGAAAUCAGAUGUAUUUAGCUUUGGAGUUCUAGUACUGGAGAUUUUAAGCAGGAAGAGAAAUAGAGGGUUCUUGCAUCCAGACCAUAACCAUAAUCUUCUAGGACAUGUGUGGAUCCUUUUCAAAGAAGGCAGGGUUAUGGAAGUAAUUGAUACACAACUAAGGCAGUCAUGCAAUCGGUCUGAAGUUCAAAGAUCAGUUCAUGUAGGUCUGUUAUGUGUGCAGCAGUGUCCAGAAGAUAGGCCGAAUUUGGCAUCAGUUGUGCUCAUGUUGGGUAGUGAUGUCGCACUACCCUCGCCUAAAGAGCCAGGCUUUUUCAAUGGCAGGAACCAAUUCACUGAAGCUGACAGUUCAUCUAGCAAGCAUGGCGAAACUUCAGUGAAUGAAUUAAGCAUCACACAGUUGGAUGCCAGAUAGGAGAUAAAUUUUCAGGUCAUGGAUGUUUUCUGUACGCUAUAGUAACUUAAUUGUUGCGGUCAUAUAGAACAAGAACUACUGGUUGUUCAACUAAAUAGUUUUACU